AUGAAGGAAAACGCUGUACUUAAGUGGCAAAAAGUUUACAAUCCUAGCGGCCCUCAACCACGACCCCGCCAUGGCCAUCGUGCGGUUGCCAUAAAAGAUUUGAUGAUAGUUUUCGGCGGCGGAAAUGAAGGGAUAGUUCAUGAGCUUCACGUCUUCAAUACCACCACGAAUCAAUGGUUUGUUCCUGUUACGAAGGGAGAGGUGCCUCCAGGAUGCGCCGCCUACGGCUUCGUGGUCGACGGAACACGUCUUCUGGUUUUUGGCGGCAUGGUAGAGUACGGCAAGUAUUCCAACGAUCUGUACGAAUUACAGGCCUCCCGGUGGGAAUGGAAACGUCUAAAGCCUCUGCCGCCCAAGCAAGGCCUACCACCAUGCCCCAGGUUAGGUCAUAGCUUUACUCUGCUAAAUGGUAAGGUCUACCUUUUCGGAGGCCUGGCCAAUGAGAGCGACGACCCAAAGAACAACAUACCAAGAUAUCUCAAUGACCUGUAUACAUUGGAGCUGUAUCCGAACUCAUCUAUGACUGUAUGGGACAUACCCAUCACUUACGGCCAGUCACCACCACCUCGCGAGUCCCAUAGUGGUGUGAGUUACACGGAUAAGAACACUGGGAAAUCUUCGUUGAUUAUAUACGGAGGUAUGAGCGGCUCACGUCUCGGUGACCUGUGGGUGCUUGAUGUGGACAGCAUGACUUGGUCUCGGCCUGACCUGGGCGGCCCGCCACCACUACCACGCUCUCUACACACAGCAACAGUCAUAGGACACCACAUGUAUGUGUACGGCGGCUGGGUGCCAUUGGUUCCGGAUGAAUCUAAACUUGCAACACAUGAAAAGGAAUGGAAGUGCACCAACACACUCGCUUCUCUAAACUUGGAUACCAUGACCUGGGAUUGCAUUGCACUCGAUAAGUUUGAAGAGUGUGUACCGAGAGCUCGAGCCGGGCACAGUGCAGUUGCCAUCCAAACAAGACUCUAUAUAUGGUCGGGCCGGGAUGGCUAUAGAAAAACUUGGAACAACCAGAUUUGCUGCAAGGAUCUGUGGUAUCUAGAGGUUGGAGUGCCACCACAAGCCGGUCGUGUAGCACUUGUGAGAGCAGGAACAACUUCACUUGAACUCUGCUGGCCGGCUAUGAAUACAGUCACUACAUAUCUUCUACAAGUUCAAAAGUGUGGUAAGGUGACUCCCACACGGUUCCCGACGGCUACUGAACCUGUCGCAGCCCCUCCGCCCGCCUCACCUGUCUCCGGACAGCCAGAUGCUGCCAAAGCCUUUGGACUCACAUCACCCAUUGCCACCGGACUUCCACCAACUCCAAUCGACCUUCCAAUAAGACCUGCGGCAGCCGCGGCCUCUCCCGCCGCCAAUCCCAUUGUAUCAACUCCACAGAAAGUCGUAUCCAGCGCUAUCAAGAUGCCCGGCCAAGCUGCCGUCAAAAUAUCUCCCAACACUCCAAAACAGACGUACCACGGGAAAACAGUUGUUAAAUCACCGGCCGCAGGCUCUUCACAGCAGAUAAAGGUCGCUGCGGUCACGCCACAAGGAGUGACUCGUAUUGUAAGCGGAGUAGCGACCCCUAAUACUGUUCGAGUGUCCACACCACAAUCAAACGCGCAGAUAGUGCUCGGCGCGGCGACAGGCUCGGCCGGUUCACCGAGGUUCGUUCAAGUGAAAACCGGCACCAACACUGGCGUCGUCAAACUAGGAAGCAGUAAUGUGCCCGUGAAACUCGCAGGCAAUGCGGUGCCAUUAAAAAUCGGUGCAGCCAAUCUCCAAGGCAAAAUCACAGCGAACAGUGUACAGAAAGUCGGUACUACGCCGUUGAAGCUAGGCGCUGGGAAUGUAAAGAUAAGCACGAGCAAUGUGUUAGUGAAGACGGCGGGAGGAGUUCCCAUACAAGCGGGAGUAGGGAGUGUGCAAGUCAAGGCUGGUGUGCCGGUGAAGCUAAGCGCUGGUAAUCUGCCUGUAAUUGGAAGCUACGGCGGCGCGAUACAGAUCGCAAGCGGUGCUAUCGGCCAGCAAGUGAAAACACCAGUAUACAAAAUAGUAACGGCCAAAUCUAGCGAUCAAGGAACGGCUGUCACGAACGCCGUAACAGGAUCCCCCGUACUAAGACAGGCUGGAGGAAACGUGAUCAUAAAGAAGACGCCGGGCGCUAGUUCACAAUCAAGCACGUCGCCCCAAUACGUGACGCUGGUGAAGACAUCCACAGGUAUGACCGUGGCGACUGUACCCAAGAUGGCCGUUAUGCAAAACAGACCAGCGACUCCGGCCAGUGCUGGCCAAGGAAUCACUCCCGGAGCGACAAUCGUUAAACUUGUAUCAGCUAACUCAGUAGGCGGUAAUAAGAUCAUAACACUACCACCUAACAAGCUACAGCUCGGCAAAACAGGUGUCGGAGGCAAGCAGACCAUUGUUAUCACCAAGUCAGCGAGUCAGUCACAACAGGGCCAGCCGCAGUGA
Messenger RNA from Danaus chrysippus (African queen), 2460 nucleotides. NCBI's taxonomy places the organism in Eukaryota, Metazoa, Arthropoda, Insecta, Lepidoptera, Nymphalidae. The record is from the annotation of a GenBank genome assembly.